Messenger RNA from Didymodactylos carnosus, 5061 nucleotides. Lineage: Eukaryota; Metazoa; Rotifera; Eurotatoria; Philodinida; Philodinidae. The record is from the annotation of a GenBank genome assembly.
AUGGGACCAGAUGCUGUUCAUACUCUUAAUACCGUGUGUGAACGUCAAUCUCUGAGCUUUGAAGACUUCCGCUGCACCUUAAAAGCAUUCUGGAUAAAAAAGUUUCUGCCAGAAAUGAUCAAUGAUCAUGGAAUGGAAGCUAUAACGAGAAAUUCUCAUCAUAAAAAUCAUUUUCUCCAAUGCAAUAUUCGAAUUGUGCAAUUAUUUAUCACUUUAAUUCCAAAACCAUAUGAAUCCUCUUCAUUAUUAAAACUGUUCGAUUAUUUUACCGAUGAAAAAAAUUUGCUCUCUGUGGAAGCAAUAGAAACUUUUCUUAGUAAAAAUACUGGGAAAACCACGGACAUCUGUCUGAAUCAGUUAUGUAUUUUAAUAUGUGUUAAACAUAUACGCAAGCAAAUUUUUAUUCCAUCAAGAAUUCGAUCCAAUUUGAGUUAUUGUAUUGAAAGCUUACUAUCGACGUGGUCACUAAAUGAUCUAUGUGAACUAAUGUCAUUAGUACAUAAUACAGAUGAUAUAAAACAUCUGAAUAGUGUGCUGACGAUUAUUGUCGAAUUCGGCUUAAUUUUUGAUCGAACAAUUUUUAAUUUUAUUCAGCGUUCUGUGUCGUCAUCUGAAUGGCCUCGAAUUGUUCAUUCAUAUGCCAUACAAGUGUCUUUGCCUUCACAAAGUAAAAUGCUUGAACUGAACGAUCUAUUUGAUCACAUUAUCAAUCUAACCUAUACACAAAUGAACGCCGCGGAUAAAGCAAAAAGGAAACAAGAAUUAUCUAAUCAAUAUGAUUGUCUUUCAAUGAUGCUCAACCAUUUUUCAUCGAUGGACACAAAUAAGUUGAAAGAUCAGUUGAAAUUGAUUCCGAGUUCUGACUUUUAUUCUCUCGUUGCAUUUGUCAUCCGGGUUUCUGAUGUAGUAUCCCAGAAACCAACGCGUUCUGUACAAAAACUUUCGAUUUUAUUAGCUCUUGAUUCAUCGAACGCAUCUGCCCGAAUUCUUCAGAUAAAUACUGGUGAGGGUAAAACGCGUCUUUUAUCUGUCCUAGCAGUGAUUAUAUCUUUACGCGGAUUUAAAGUUGAUGUGAUCACAAGUUCAAAAGAGUUAGCCAAAAUUCAAGCUGAAAAGUUAAAGAGUUUUUAUGAACUUUUUAAUUUAAAAGUUGCUUGUAAUGCUGAUUUGUCAUCCCAAAACUAUCUCUAUGGACGAUUGCGGAAAAAAGGGAUUUCAGCUCAGAUCUUUAAGAUGCUUGGAGUUUUUCAGCCAGUUUAUGAAUGCGAUGUUAUUUAUGGCUCUGCUGAUGAUUUUGAAGCACAUAUUUUACAAGAUGAAUUCAAUGACACUAGUGUACGUUGUGAUCGUCGAUGUGAAUUUGCUCUCGUCGACGAAGUAGAUAAUCUGAUGAUCGAUGGUCGAGAACAACUUUUACAUUUAUCAACCCCUGUACCUUCCAUCUUCUAUUUAUUACCAAUCCAAGCUUUUAUUUGGAACCUUAUUUUAAAUCUUGAUGAAAAUGUUCAGAAAAUAGACGGUCAAUGGUAUAAAAUAUGUCAAGACGAAAAAGAAAAUAUUGUCAGAGAACCAUUAAACGAAUCACUGAUGGAUUUUGCCGAAAAAACCUUUUUACCAGUCUUUGAAAGCGUUGUGCAUUUAGAAGAUAUUGCACCUGAAAAAGCGGCACAAAAACUAAUCAUUCCUAAACAUUUACAUAAGGUGACAUCGGCACAACUGUCGUUAUGGAUUCGAAGUGCCAUUUAUGCGAAAUUCGAAAUGAAAGAAGGUUAUGAUUACCUUUUGAAAAAUCACAAAAUUAUCUAUGUCGAUGUUAAAAAUACUGGAGUUUUACAUGAUACAAUGCGUUGGUCUGAUGGUUUACAUUUCUUUCUUGAGAUGAAACAUGGUUGUUCAAUACAAUCAGAACAUAUCAUUACAAAUUUUAUCUCUCAUGUGACUUUUUUUCGACGCUAUUUAGACAAGCUAAUUGGAUUGACGGGGACUAUUGGUAGCGAAGCAGCGCAAAGUGUAUUUCGUAAAGUUUAUUCCGCAAAUUGUAUUAUCAUCCCUUGUGAGCGUCGUCACUAUGAAUUACGACCUUAUUUUACUAAUAAUAUUGAACAAUGGCUCCAUUAUAUCGCAGACAAUGUGGAAGAAAAAAUGAAACGAAAUCGAGCAGCUCUAAUUAUUACAAAAUAUAUUGAAGAAGCACGAACCAUCGCUGGUUUUCUUCGUUUGAGUUUUCCGAAUAGAGUGAAAUUAUACACCGAAAAUGAUGAGCAAAAUGUCGUGCGAGAGAGUUUAGAAGCCGGUUAUGUCAUUGUUGCUACAAAUCUAGCUGGUCGUGGAGCGGAUAUUCUUGUUACAGAAGAAGUUGAGCACAACGGAGGUCUCCAUGUUUGUAUUACUUUUCUGCCGGAUAACGAUCGUGUUGAGCUACAAAAUCAAGGACGAACGUCACGAUGUGGUCAUCAAGGAACUAGUCAGUUUAUUAUCAACACAUCGAAAGAAUCAAACGAUAAUUGUCAAAUUUGGUUGGAUGAAAGAGAAAAAUUAGAAAAAAUGCGUUAUUUUCGUGAAUUAAUCGAAGAAGAAAAUAUGAAUCAGGCCAUAAAAGCAGUCGAAAAAACAAUCGAGAAAGAUCAAAUAUUUCAACAAUUUACUUCACUACAAAAGACAAUUAUUCAAUGUUUUCCCGAUCACAGUCAAGAUAUUGCCAAAGAUGCUUUGCGAGAAAGAUUUGGCCGAUGGUUAAUUGAAUCUUCUUCGAAAACAAAUCACGAAUUGCAACAAUUCUUUGAUCAGUUUAAAACUACUUGUCAAAAUGAUCCACAGAAUACAUUGAUCGAUAAUCCAGUAUAUUAUGUUCAAAUGGCAAAUACUCUUUUGAAAGAACAGAAAAAUGUUGAUGAGGCGAUCAAUUAUUUAAAUAAAGCUAUUCAAAUGGAUCCAUACUGUGCUGCAAGUGCUUUUUAUAGUCGAGCCUAUGCUCGAGCGUUACAGUAUAAAAAAACUGGAGAUACAAAUCAAUUGAAAGAUUCGAUUAGCAAUUUUGAAGAAGCAAGACGCAUUAUUAAAGAAAUCCUAGAUCCAACGAUUCUUCUAUUUCCAGUCGCGACAACUGAUUCACCUCUACAUGAGUUUUUAGUACAUUUGAAAAGUCUAUAUGGCAUUUUACUGAAUUCAAUUAAUGUCGCUAUUGGACGAUCUUGUGAUGAAGAUAUCAAAAAUUUAGAAGAACAGUUGAAUAAUGAAAUGAACAGUGAACAGCGCAAGCAACUCGAAGAAAAGUUGAACUGUUUUAAAAAUAAUCGAAAUCAAAUAGAAAAUGGUAUUUUAGGAACUACUUUAAAUACUAAAUCAGUAAUUAAAAUUCAACGAAUGACACUCAUGGAAUCUUUACCAUUAAGUGAAAAUAAAGAUCUUUACAAAAAAGAAAUUGAAGAAUUUGAAAGAAAUGGUUUUAUUGGAAUAAUUAUUUUCAAUGAACAAAAGCCUAUCGAAUGGUGGUCUGUAAUUAGUGUGGGCUUGCUUGGUCUUAGUCAAAUAUUAGUUGGAAUUUUUGUGGCUGUUCUCAGUACGGGAGCUGCUGCUGGAGUUGGUUUAUCACUUUUACAAGAAGGAAUUAGUGAUUUAAUUACGUGUGUUAAAGAUGGAAUUCUUAAUAGAAGCUUUAGUUGGAGUAAAUGGGGAACACAAAAGGUAUAUAGCCUAGUUAUAACUAUCAUCUUUACCGGUUUUAGUGCUUUAAAAGCAGCUAUGAGAACUGUUGGAAGUGCCGCAACUACUGUAAGAAAUGCGAUUAAUUAUGGUAUAAAAGAAUUAUAUACAAAAACUUUUCAAGAAGGAAUUCAAAUUGGUGGGAAAAUGUUAGCUUUACAAAGUAUAAAACGUGCUGCUGUUGAAGUGGCUCUUUCAUUGGCUGAUUAUGCUCUUUCAGAAACGAUUCCGCCUUCCAUUCAGACAACAAUACAAAAAAUCCUUGCUGAAGAAAUUCAAUUAAAAUUUAAAAAUCAUAAGAAUUUACACCGCUUGAUGACUUGCGAUGGCAAACAAAGAAAUCGAUUUUAUGCGAAUCAAUUAAAAGAUUAUAUAUUUAGUCAAUUAAAUGAAGAGUCCUUAAAAGCAAAAUGUUUAGCGGUCGGAACGGUUUUAUUGAAAGCAGCUUCAUUUCAUUCUGGUAUAGCUACAAGAUCUGCAUCAAUUAUACAAAGUUUAACUCCAAUCAUUGAAAAAGCAUAUAUUGUAAUAGGUUUGAUAGAUACGGAAGCGAAUAGACUAGGACAAUUAGAUGAAGUGCAAGAUAUUGUCGAUCAAACAAAUGAUCAACAGCAACAGGGAUUAUUUUAUUUGUACUAUAGGGAUAGUAAUGUCACUCAAGCAAAAAAUGACCAAAUAUCUUUGACUAUCGAAGAAUUUUGUAGUGAUAUUACUGAUCAAAUGAGCAAAAUAAUUUGUCAAUACUUACAAGCAAGUAUAGUUCGACCAUUGAUUUCUUCCGGAAUGGAUCAAGUGUUCUCUGGUUUUAAUCAAAACCUAAACAAUCAACUGGAUUUAUUUAUAAAAAAACGAACCGUUCUUGAUCAUCAAAUUUUCCAUCAAUCAGAAAUACAUGGUAAUGUUAACGAGGAAACUGUAGCAAUAGCACAGGUAGAGAUUAAUAAUGUGGGACUUGGUGCAGCUGGUCAGAUUCAUCAUAUUGGAUACAUAAGCCAAGCAAUGAAUCGACGAAUUCUCAUCUAUGAUGAACGUGGACGAGUUGAACAUGUUGUUGGUCUUGAUACAUCACAACCUGCAAUAGAAAUCGUUUAUCAUCCUUCAAAUCAACCUAAUAGAGCUGAUCAUUGGACAACUGUCCAUGAAGAAAAUACAGAACAAAUAAGAAUAUACAAUUGUCUCUUUGAUAUGAUUAGUGCACAAACUGAAUGUGAUAGUACACAGAUCAGAGAAAAGACGGUGCAAGCAAUGGAAGGAAACCGAUCGAAACUGGCAGCAGCUAUGCACGAUCUUCAGUUUCUACGACAAACUUAUCGUGACCACUUAUUUUUCGUUGAAAAUUGUCGAUCUCAGACUGAAUAG